AUGAGUAGUGCCUUCGUGGCAGCGCCUCCGACGAGGCUGGCCGCCCCGCGCACUCGGCCAUCAGCAGCGCAGCAGCAACGCGAUGCCGCAGCCUCUGGCGACGUGCGACGCCCCGAGAGAGCGCCAUCUACGGAUCCGUUAUCAGACAAGGCAACACUGAUGCUUAUACGCCGCGUUCUCUGCCCCCAGAAAAUCGGCGACAAAGGCCGCGACGAGGUUCCCCCGAUCGAGGAGCUACUUCCCUCCCUGACGAGCCGAAACGACGUCGAUCUGCAGCUGUAUGCAUUCCUGGCUAUAAUAAUACGCGAGUCUGUGCAAGAUUGGUACAACAAGAUCACGCCCGACGAGACAUUCGUUGCCGAGGUCCUGCAGGUCAUUGCUCACUGCAGUAGGGCGCUUGAGCAGCGCUUCAGGACACUGGAUGUGGAGAGCUUGGUGCUGGAUGAGAUACCAGAUCUGCUGGACAGACAUAUAACAGCAUAUAGAACGAGCCAUGGCCCAAUGUCGCAGGAGCCGGUGACGGUUAAUCCGCGAGAGGUGUACCAUGCACUGUGUCCGCUACCCCAGCUCUCUCCUUUGCCUAGAGCUGUUGAUGAGAACUCUGUGCAGGAGCAAACGGAAAAUGAAGCAGCCUAUCGCCAGCUCCUGGUGCAAGCCGUUCUUGCUAUCCUGCUGCCGACGGAAGACUUGGAGAAUCCAUGUCUGACCGCCAUUGUUGGACAAAUCUUCUCGGAGCUCAUCGUCGGCAAUAUUAUUGCAGGCAAGGCAUCGCAGCCCUGGCUCCUUUAUGAGAGCGUUUGCAUCGCGGGCAGGGUUCUCGGCGAGAAGAAGACACGGGCUACGCAGAGAAUGGUCUCUGGCCGGCACGCACCCCCGGCGAAGGCCAGAGGCAAGACGGAGCGCAUAAAGUGGUCAGCGCAAGCCGUAUUCUUGACUAUGAUCCACUUUGCGGUGAUGAUAUUCUCCUCUGCCCGGUUAUUGAUAAUCACGCUCGUGGCGUCGUCCUCACUGCCUCUCCGGCAAACAGCGGUGGGCGACAUGGGCGCGAGUAGCAAGUCACGCGACGACGAUGAUCAUGACAAGCCUGUCAAGGUCCCUGUUCUCAGCUUCAAAAUAUGGCAGUGCGUAGGGAACCUUGUUCAGCUGGAUUCUCGAAUGCCGUGGCUUUCAGGAACCCUCUCGUGGGUGCAGUAUCAAGCAGUCUAUGGGCCAGGAAGACUGGUCAGCCUAGACAGCCCACUUGACCGGCUGCUGUCCCACUACAUUCAGCGACUGUUCUCGGCGUCACACCUGCCCGGCGUGCUGCGCACCCUCCGGGGCGUGCUCUUCCCCAACAACGCACCUGGCAAGUCGACCCUCGCGCCCCCGUCCUCGCACGACGAGUUUUUGGCGCUGCGCAAGAAGGCGGCCGGGGCCCUGCUGGGCCUGCUGCCCACGGGCGUGGCCAAGGUCUACCUGGGCGGCGGCGCACCAUCGGACACGGCUGCUGAUGCGCAGAGCGGCGGCGGCGGUGCCAUGGUUGAUGGCAUGGAGGACUUGCUCAUGGUGCUGAACGACGAGUACUGCAACAAGCAUCUCAUGUACGGUGUUCUGGAGCUGGUGCUGGUUCGUCUGAUGCCGGAGCUUAGUGAGAAAGGCGUAGGCGAGCUAUGGGAAGAGAGGCUGGGUUAA
Molecule: messenger RNA, 1671 nt
Organism: Akanthomyces muscarius
Lineage: Eukaryota; Fungi; Ascomycota; Sordariomycetes; Hypocreales; Cordycipitaceae
Exons: 3
Coding region: 1-1671 (556 amino acids)
Biological process (GO): protein targeting to lysosome; endosome to lysosome transport; early endosome to late endosome transport
Cellular component (GO): early endosome; late endosome; extrinsic component of endosome membrane
Molecular function (GO): phosphatidylinositol binding
Source: RefSeq, a predicted model, not a curated record